Oppia nitens is the source of this 3794-nucleotide messenger RNA. RefSeq lists its product as uncharacterized. Gene Ontology annotation, molecular function: actin binding; muscle alpha-actinin binding. Gene Ontology annotation, cellular component: filamentous actin; adherens junction; cytoplasm. The transcript is spliced from 16 exons. NCBI's taxonomy places the organism in Eukaryota, Metazoa, Arthropoda, Arachnida, Sarcoptiformes, Oppiidae. Gene Ontology annotation, biological process: muscle structure development; positive regulation of substrate adhesion-dependent cell spreading; positive regulation of integrin-mediated signaling pathway. Bases 182 to 3556 code for a protein of 1124 amino acids. The record is from RefSeq and is a predicted model, not a curated record.
AGUCUUAAUGUUAGUCUCAGUUGAGACGGUCAGCAAUAUAUGAUAUACUUUUUAAUUAGUUUWAAAAAAUAUUGCUUUAAAACAUUAAUUUGUUAAAAAUUUAUUACAAUAUUAAUGAAAUAGUAAACUAUUUGAGUGAUAAGUGAAUAAUUAUUAGCAGUGUAUUAGGUUUUGGCUAACAAUGGAUGUAAAUACUGUUGAAUUUGAAAGUGAAUUACAGUCUGGAUUUAAGUCGACUUCAGGUCUGAGUGCAGUCAAACUAAUAUCAGGCRCCCGACAGACGGAAUAUCACUCACAUUAUCGCGAAUAUAAUACAAAAACUAGUGAUCAAACAACUGGACGGAUAUCACCGGUUCUCUCAGAAUUAGAUGAAAAUGAGACACAACUUCUAAACUCAGCCGAUAUUUCGUCUAAAUUUGAUUUAUCGUCAAAAGAGAAACUAUUGGAAAGAUAUGGAGAAAAGCAUUCAAAGGAAAGAAGUUCAUCGCGUACUUCACGUCGGGUGAAGUUAUACGACGAAAAUGAAAAGUUUGAUUACAAUCACUUUGCGAAGAUUCCCGCGUCGGCCGCCCGAUCGAGAUCUGUCAAUAAACAGACCACUUAUGACAGGCGAUCUCCGUCGCCGUCACCUUUCGAUCCGCGGACUCCAUCACCCAUUCACGUCCAUUCAGUGCCCCCAAAGAAACUUGAAAUAUCUCCGGCGCCUAAAAUUGUUAUCGAAGAAGAAGGCAAACAUGUCUGCAAAUAUCAUAGCCAUCACUUGGAUCAUGAAUACUGUCCAUCACCCACUCGGGGCAACUGUUUUGCAUGCAAACAAAACAUCAUUGGCACGUUACUUCGGGCAAUGGGUGAGAUAUAUCACCCGGAAUGCUUCCGGUGCUCUAAUUGUGAGACUCAACUAAAUGAUGCCAAUUUUAAACCAUAUGGUGAUAAACCCUAUUGCAUGCCAUGUUAUGAAAAUUUAUUUGGUCCGCCCUGUACUUCAUGCAAAAAACCAACACAAGAUAAUCGGUAUCACGUAAUGAACCGCAUUUGGCAUCCGGAGUGCUUCUCAUGUGUCGAGUGCACCAAACGACUCACACCCGACAACUUUGUUGAAAGGAUGGGAUCUCCGUAUUGCAAGGAUUGCUAUCAUAAACUAUUUUCACCAAAAUGUUGUGCUUGUAAUCUGCCGAUCAAAGAUAAAGCCAUCAAUGCUUUGGGUAAGAUGUGGCACACAUUCUGCUUCAAGUGUACGGCUUGUAGUAUACCUCUGGAAGAGAUGAACUUCUAUGAGAAGAAUGGAUUACCUUAUUGUGAGAAAGACUAUAUGAAUCUAUUUAACCCAAAAUGUGUGAAAUGUAAACUACCGAUACCUGAUGGUCGCCAAAUUACAGUGAACGGCAAGCCCUGGCAUCCGGAGUGCUUUGUUUGCACUGUUUGUGUGAAACCAUUAACACCUGAUAAUUAUCGGGAAGUACARGGAAAGCCUUACUGUGAGGAUGACUACCAUAAGUUGUUUUCUUCCAAAUGUAAUGCCUGUACAAAACCAAUUACUGACGGAAAACAAGUAAAUGCCCUUGGUAAAAUAUGGCAUCCGAGGUGUUUUACGUGCACUAACUGUGCUAAACAGCUCAGCCCUAAUAAUUUUUACGAAAAGAAAGGCARACCUUAUUGUGAGGAUUGUAAUCAUAAACUAUUUUCCCCGAAAUGCAAUGCAUGUCAGCUACCAAUUACCGAUACUAAUCAGGUGAAGGCAUUGGGAAAAGUAUGGCACCCGAGAUGUUUCACGUGUACUAAUUGUGUCAAACAGUUGAGUCCAAACAAUUUCUUUGAAAACAAUGGCAAACCAUACUGUGAGGAAUGUCUUCAUAAACUCUUUUCACCCAAAUGUCACGGCUGUCAGCUUCCCAUCACUGAUUCUUUAGUGAAAGCAAUGGGCAAGAAUUGGCACCCGAAGUGCUUCCAAUGCACCCAAUGUGCCAAACCUUUGAGUCCUAAUAACUUCUUCGAGAAAAAUGGCAAACCUUACUGUGAGGAUGACUUUCAUAAGUUAUUUUCACCCAAAUGUUUUGGUUGUAAAUUACCCAUUAAAGAUGGAAAUUCAAUCAAUGCAAUGGGCAAACUAUGGCAUCCACUUUGCUUUAAUUGUACUGAAUGUGCUAAACCUUUGGGACCAAACAAUUUCUAUGAAAGAAAUGGUAAACCUUAUUGUGAGGACGAUUAUCAUCGAUUGUUUUCACCCAAAUGUUUUGGUUGUAAACUUCCCAUUAAAGAUGGUAAUAUAAUCCGAGCUCUUGGUAAGGACUGGCACCCACAUUGUUUUAAGUGUACCCAAUGUGCAAUACCGUUAUCACCCGAUAAUUUCUAUGAGAAAAAUGGCAAACCUUAUUGUGAACACGAUUUUCACAAAUUAUUUUCACCAAAAUGUUUUGGCUGUCUGUUACCCAUCACUGAUGGAAAUAUUAUUAGAGCAAUGGGCAAGGAUUGGCAUCCCGGGUGUUUCAAGUGUACAGCUUGUGCUAUACCACUAAAACCUCCACAUUUCAUGGAGAAAGAUGGCAAACCUUAUUGUGAAAGAGAUUAUAAUAGAUUGUUUUCUCCUCCAUGUGCUGGAUGUACACUUCCCAUUAGUGAUCAGUCAACAAUGGUUAAGGCAUUGGGCAAGAACUGGCACCCACAGUGCUUUCAUUGCAAUCAAUGUCACCGACAAUUGAGUCCAAAUAAUUUUUUCGAGAAAAAUGGAAAGCCUUAUUGCGAGGAAUGUCUACAUAAGCUAUUUUCUCCUAAAUGCUCUGAAUGUAGUCUUCCCAUUAAAGGAUCGCCAUUAGUUGUAAUGGGCCGUCAAUGGCAUCCAGAAUGCUUUAAGUGUUAUGAAUGCGGAAUACAAUUAAGUCCAAAGAAUUUCAAGGAAAAGGAUGGAAAACCUUAUUGUUUGAAACACUUCAAUGAGAUGUUUCUACCAAAAUGUUAUGGAUGUAAACUUCCCAUCACUGAUAAAAUGUUGUCAGCAAUGGGACAUAACUGGCAUCCGGACUGCUUUUGUUGUGCAGUUUGUCGCAAACCAUUAGCUGCCGAUGGAUACCGUGAAAAGGAUGGUUUACCGUAUUGUGAUUACGAUUAUCACGCRCUCUUCUCUCCCAAAUGUGGCGCGUGUCACGCACCCAUCAGAGAAAAAUGUUUGACUGCAAUGGGACGAACCUGGCACCCGGAGCACUUCCUAUGCCAACAUUGUAACAAACAAUUAAGUGAUGAUCCCGAAGGAUAUCACGAACACAAUGACAAGUCCUAUUGUAGGCCGUGUUAUAUUGAAUUGUUUGCACCUUAUUGUCGGGCGUGUAAUAAACCAAUUGUCGAUAAGAUAUGUGUGACCGCAUUGGACGCCAAAUGGCAUCCCGACUGUUUCGUGUGCAGAGACUGUCACUGUCCACUAAAGACUGGUAACUACUUUGAGUUUGAAGGCGAGCCCUACUGUGAGGAACACUUCAGGUGUAAGAUGUGUCCGGAUUGUGUUAAACUAAGAAGAGCUCAAAACAAAUAUUUCGGUCAAUCGUCUCAAAUAAAAUUAGGCGCUUAACUAAUAAUUUUUUAUGAAUUUCAAUAAUUAUUAAUAAGUGAUACUUUAAGGAGUAUAUAUAACAAAAAUUCAAGUACUAGACUAUUGUCAAUCAAUUGGUGGUAUUGCAUAAAAAAUUAAAUCAUUUUAACGACUUUUUAUGUCAACUUUUAUCACUAAAUUUUUUAAUGAUAUAUUUUUGAAUUUAUUUUUACAAUAUUAUUAUAGAUUUAAAAAAAACUUAACAAUUUUAAUUUAA